Messenger RNA from Eriocheir sinensis (Chinese mitten crab), 2838 nucleotides. Its product is annotated as aminopeptidase NAALADL1-like. Gene Ontology annotation, molecular function: carboxypeptidase activity. NCBI's taxonomy places the organism in Eukaryota, Metazoa, Arthropoda, Malacostraca, Decapoda, Varunidae. The record is from RefSeq and is a predicted model, not a curated record. The coding region runs from base 337 to 2688 and encodes 783 amino acids. The transcript has 15 exons.
AGGAAGAGUCCACAGGCCUUGGAGGAUUGUGGAAAACUCUCGCAACAAUCUGCAUAGCUGGAGGGAGGUGGGCGGGGCCCGGGCGGGGAGGCCAGAGUGCGUGCCGCCAGCGCCAGGUGACUUGUGUUAGUAAAGCCCGCCACGGCGUUGGGCAGGGCGUGUGAGUCCCGCCGCUGUUUUGAACCUGAGCCUUGCCCGCACACACUGAGGCACGCAUACAGCACGCAGGCAGACAGGCACGGCCCACUAGUGUCUUGAGCCUUUCCCUGGCACGGGGACGCGGGAGUAAGCGACAUGGCGAGGUGGUGAGCGCCGGCCAGAGGCGGACGAGCGGGUAUGUCCGGCGAGAGCUACACGCGGUGGCGAUGCGCGGCCAGCGACGAGGAGGAAGACGAGGGCGGCGGGGCGGCGCGGGCUGACCUGGCUGGGCGCGGCGCCGUGACCAUCGUGACCAAGCCGCGGUCCCCACAGCUCCUCGCCCUGGCCCCCGCGGCCCAGGCCAGGGUGGCGCUGGCCAUGGUGUUGGUGUGCGCGGUGUGUGCUGCCGCGGGCGUGUGGGCGGGGUGGGCGUGGGGCGCGGCAUCAUCGCAGCGCCCCAUCAACCUGAUCGUGCCGGCGCCCAGGGGUAACUACAACCACUCCCGACGCCUGCUGAGACAUCUGAAGCCGGACGUGAUCAAGGCGUACAUGAGGAAGGUGUCGGAGGAGGCGGCGCCGCUCCUCGGGACCCUGGUGGAGGGCGUGUGGCGGGAGCAGGGCUACGAGACCACCACCUCCACCUUCACCGCCGACAUCUCCAAGCCCGACCCCAGCCAGCGCCCCAACACCGUGGAGGUCGUCUACGUGAACGGCAGCAGACAGCUCCUGAACCCCUCCCCGCCAGGCAUCACGACGCUGCCCUUCAGUGCCUACAGCCCGGCAGGAGAGGCUUCGGGGUGUGUCGUGUACGGGUUCUUCGGGCGGCGGGAAGACCUCAGCAUCCUACAGUCACGCAAGGUCACGCUGGGAGGAUGCAUCUUGCUCCUGAGACACGGCGAGAUAACCACAGGCGCCAAGGUCCGUAACGCCGCCCAGGCUGGAGCGUCGGCUGUGCUGGUGUACCCCGACCCAGCUGACGGGCUGGACGCGGAGGCCUACCCCGAGGGGCCGGGCCUGCCUGGGGACGGGGUAUUGUGGGAGAGCCUCGCCACCACCCCGGGGGACCCCACCACGCCCUUCACCCCCAGCCUGCCACACGUCUACAGGCGGGACCGGGCGCACCAGCCGCUGCCUCGCAUACCCGCUCAAGCCAUCAGCGCAGAGGUGGCGCAAACGAUCUUCAAGCUCUUGGCGGGCCCCGAGGUGCCUGCCGGCUGGGCGGGGGGAGUGGCGGCGCCCUACACGCUGGGCGGCUCAUGGGGCACCGACGCUGGCAUCAGGGCCGUUACCAUGACCGUCAACAACGUGGUGGAGCGGCAGGAGAUCAAGAACAUCCACGCGACCAUGCCGGCCUCGGACGAAUCCAGGGUGGUGAUGGUGGGCUGCCACUACGGGUCGCUCCAAGGCCGCGGCCACACCGCGGCGGGUCUGGGCGCCCUGCUGGCCCUCAGCGACGCCUUGGCCAAGAGCCACCUGCCGCGGGGGACGCAGAGGAAGGUGAUCUUCAGUGCCUGGGCCAAAGGGGAGGACGGCAGCCUCGGCUCAACGGAAUUCACGCAGCUGCACGCGUGGUGGGUGGAGUCCUCGGUGCUGGCCUACCUCGACCUGGACUCCCUGGUGCGGGGGACGGGCGCCUUGCGGGUGGGCGCAUCCCCGGCGCUGCGCGAGACCAUCCGGGAGGCGGCCAGGCAGGUACCGUGGCCCGGGGCAGAAGGGCGCCGCGGAAUGACGGUGCGUGACGGAUGGCGGAGGGCGGACCCGGAACACAGGGACGACGUGCACUUCCAUAACCUUGGCUCCGGCAGCGACACCGUCAGCUUCACGGCGCAGCACGGGGUGCCCUCUGCUCGCUUCGCCGUCGUGGGCUCUGAGACGGAGAGCAACACGUACCCGCUCCAACACUCCCAGUACGAUGGCCUGGACGCCCACACCCGCCUGCUGGACCCCACCCUGGCCUGGACCCACAUGAUUACCUCCCUGGUGGGCGCCACGACGCUGGUGCUGAGCGAGAGCGAGGUGCCGCCACUGCUGCUGAGCGAGCUGGGCGGCGACCUCUACAACGGCUGGGAGGAGUUCGUCGGCCGCCACGAGGAAACGCUGGCACACUCCGGGUACAACUUCACCGCGAUCCUGGACGCCAUCGAGCAGGAGAUCCUGACGUUGGUGGACACGCUCACCGUCCUGGACACGUGGUACAAAGCGAGGCCCUUCUACGUGAGGCCCUACCCGCAGCACUACCCCGGCGAGGACCACAGGAGACAGGUGGAGCAGCGGCUGUGGUGGCUGGCCAACCUGGAGCGUGGACUGCUGGGGCCCCGCGGAGUCGGCCGGACCUUCACAACGCACCUCACGCUGGGACCCGACCCUGAGAACCCCGAUCAUCCGCUGCACUUCCCGCACGCCGCCGCCGCCAUCACAAGCGCCCUGCUCCACAACACAUCCUGGGGCGCCGUGCACCAAGAGCUCUCCUACGUCCUCGCCGCCCUCGCCUCCUACAGACAGCUCUUCCCCAGCGACCUCUCCGGGGAGGCGGCAGGGUACAAUAUAUAGUGCUCACCAAAACACAAAAAAACGUAUUAUUUGAUAUCCCAUAUGACUAUUGACUAUCAUUCUCCUCUUCCUCUUUCUCUUCCUCCUCCUCCUCGGCUCCUACAGACAGCUCCCCAGUGACCUGUCCCGGGAGGCGGCAGGUUACGAUGU